Messenger RNA from Drosophila busckii, 1761 nucleotides. RefSeq names its product UNC93-like protein MFSD11. The transcript has 4 exons. Lineage: Eukaryota; Metazoa; Arthropoda; Insecta; Diptera; Drosophilidae. The coding region runs from base 1 to 1311 and encodes 436 amino acids. The record is from RefSeq and is a predicted model, not a curated record.
AUGGAUAUGAAAUUUGUUAUGAUAAUAAUACUGGGCUUUGGCUUUAUGUUUGUCUUUACUGCAUUUCAAACAAUGUGUAAUAUUGAGAAAACCAUAUUGGAUAGCAUUGCACAGGAGGAUGCCAGCUUUAAGGGCGAGGGCUACACCAGUCUGGCUAUUAUCUAUCUGUUCUUUUCGCUCUCCAAUUGGCUGGCACCUUCGUUUAUAUCCUUUACAGGACCACGCGUGGCCAUGGUAGUUGGCGCCACGACCUAUACGGCUUUUAUGAUCACCUUUAUAUUUCCAUCUACGUCGCUGCUUUACAUUGGCAGCGCUCUUCUGGGCUUGGGUGCUUCUAUUACCUGGACAGGGCAGGGCACUUACCUGGCGCGUUGCAGCAGCUCCGAUACCAUCUCACGCAACUCUGGCGUCUUUUGGGCUUUGCUACAGUGCAGCAUGUUCUUUGGCAAUUUGUUUGUGUAUUAUCAGUUCCAGGAUAAAACACACAUUGACAAGGAAACACGUAAUCUGGUCAUUGGCGUAUUGACUACGGUAGCUGUUUUGGGCAUUGUAUUCUUAGCCGCCUUGAGAUUUAUGGCCAACAAUGCGGAAAGCGAUAAUGAGUUGGAACAGAAGCACACGGGGUGUGGUCAAGCGAUCUAUGCCUUUAAAUUAGCUGGUCAACUAUUCUGCACCAAGAAAAUGCUGCUACUCAGCUUGGCUUUCUUCUACACUGGCUUGGAGCUCUCUUUCUUCAGCGGCGUUUUUGGUUCAGCCAUUGGCUUUACUUCACAAAUUGCUGCCACACCCAAGGAAAUUGUAGGACUAGUUGGCAUUUGCAUCGGGGCCGGUGAAGUCUUUGGCGGAGGAUUAUUUGGCAUAUUGGCCUCAAAGACCACACGAUAUGGACGCGAUCCCAUUGUUAUUGCUGGUUAUCUUAUGCAUAUGGCAGCCUUUUUUCUCACUUUCAUUAAUUUGCCAAACAGCGCGCCGUUUAAAGAUACCACCGAUAUAUCAUAUUUGGAUCCGCCCAGAGCUAGCAUUGCACUCAUUUGCGCCUUUCUUCUGGGCUUGGGUGAUGCCUGCUUCAAUACUCAAAUAUAUUCAAUGCUAGGCGGCGAGUAUGUUAACAAUGCUGUGGGCGCCUUUGCAUUGUUUAAGUUUACACAAUCUGUGGCGGCAGCAAUUAGCUUUUUUUACUCCGCGCACUUUGGCCUCUAUGUGCAAUUGGCCAUUCUGGUGGUCACCGGUACCAUUGGUACGGUUGCCUUUGUGAUUGUCGAAUGGAGCUUCAAGCGGCAACAUCGCGAGCAGGAAGCCUUUGAAAAGUAAAUUAGUUCGCAAUAACAUAAAAUACUUGUACUUGUAUGUAUGAAAUCCUAGUAUUAGCGGAGAGAGAUUGCUUAGGGUAUAGCGCGUAUGUACAUGUUAUUGAUGAGCUAGUUAUGUGCAUAAAUGUAUGUCCAAUGUUUGUUGAACCCAUCGUGCGGGUAUCUUUAAUGCAUCCGCCGGCGUCUUCCUAUACAUAUGCAAUAAUAGUUAAUUGUUAUUAAGCGAGAGUAAAUUUGUUGCUAUAUGUAUGUAUGUAUUUUAAAUGUUAUACUUCGAAAACGUAUUCGUAAAUCUAGUUGUAAUUGUUUUAUAUAUAUGCAUGUAUGUGUGUGUAUUUAUUUAUUUUAAGCACCAAUUGUGCAAUUGUAAUUUGAUAUUUUGUACAAUAACAAUAACAACUUGUUGUGAGCACACGCAGCAAGUAAGCAUAAAAUUAUAUAUAUUGUCUUU